AUGGCAGUUAAUUGCACGGAGGAACAUCUCAGCAAUGCAGCGUCCAUUGUACUAUCAGUGUGGCUCUCCUUGUCUGGUUUAGCCGCUAUAACUGGAAAUGUCGUUGUGUUAUGGCUGUUCUACAAACACGAGUCUUUACGAACAAUUUCAAACCGUUUUUUAGCCUCGUUAUCCAUAGCAGACGUUCUUGUCGGCCUUGUCAUAGAUCCCGUUUGGAUUGUUAUCAAAUGUUGGAUUCAGCCAGAAGUUCAUAGCAAUUUGUUUAUGAUUACUAAAAUGCUGUGGAUUCAUACAACCGCAGCCACUACUUUGAACUCGUGCUGUGUUUCAAUCGACCGUUUUAUUGCGAUUCGGUUUCCUUUCCGUUAUCAGGACAGUUUAACCAAGAGAAGAUGCUUUGCAGUAAUUAUUUUGGUGUGGCUUAUCUCAUUGAGUCUUCCUUUUCUGAUGUUCGCGAGGGAGGGAAUGGAUCGAAAGGAACUUUUUGUGUCCAUUACAAUUACAAUAUGUUUAGUUCCAUUAUUAGUGGUCUCCUUUUGCUACAUACUCAUUUUCAAAUUAGCCAGAAAACAGUUUAGGAGAAUUUUAGAAACUACAAAUAUUCCUAACUCAGGCGAAAAUAUGAGAGUUCGGGUCAUGCAAAAUUUUAAAGCUAUCAAAACAGUCGGUUUUGUUUUAAGUGCCUACAUCAUCACAUGGAUGCCCAGUGUAGUUCUGCAGUUGGUUAAUUUUUAUUAUAUCGAAGAAAACCGUGAUGGACUUUGUAAGGUUAAAUUUGUUGUAUGGCCUUGGGUUGAGGCAAUCGCUUUUACUUCAUCAGCGAUCAACCCAUUGAUUUACUAUCUCAGAAAUAGCGACUUUCGCCGAGCUUUUCGCCGCACCUUCCAUUGGUUGCCCUGUGUUCACGAACAAGGUGCAUCACACCUUAGAGCACAACCAGAACGAAACCGGUUGAAUCGAAAUAUUGGAGCUUGUGGCAACUUAACAGCUAAGGAGACAGAAGUCUGAGGACAAUAUAUUCAAGAGAAAAAAGACUCUGCUUACGAACAAGCCUGAGCCUAGAAACCACAUAA
Pocillopora verrucosa is the source of this 1073-nucleotide messenger RNA. NCBI's taxonomy places the organism in Eukaryota, Metazoa, Cnidaria, Anthozoa, Scleractinia, Pocilloporidae. The record is from RefSeq and is a predicted model, not a curated record.